AUGCCAGGAUUUCAAUUGAAGCAGCCCCAGCAUCGUGAACUCUCUGGUGGAGACCUCCUAGCACAAUGCCUGAAGCAGUUAGGUGUCGACACUGCAUUCGGCAUCCAUGGAGGACAUCUUGACGCUUUCCUCAUGGGCUGCGAUCACAGCGGAAUUAGACUCGUUGAUACUCGACACGAAACAGUAGCUGUUCAAGCAGCGGAGGGCUACGCCAAAGUCAAAGGCAAGGUGGGAGUGUGCUUCGUCACGGCGAACAGCGGGUUUUCGAAUUCUCUCCCAGGCUUAGCAACAGCAAUCGCAGACCGAAGCCCAAUUUUCGUAAUUACAAGCUCACCACCACUUCGAGAUGCGGAGACGAAUUGUCUUCAAGGUUUCCUUGAUCAAGUCGUCGUUUCAAAGCCUCUAACCAAGUUCUCGCACCGUGUCACACACCCAGAAGAGAUUCCAAGACUCGUUUCUCAUGCAUACAGGACUGCCAAUUCUGGCACGCCAGGUCCUGUGAUGAUUGACUUUCCGAUCGAGAUCUUGUUCAGUCCUGUCAGACAAGAGAGUAUCUCAUGGGGCUCAAUCAGUUCACCGCAAGCAUAUCCGCCAUCCCCAAGUCCUCGAGCCGUCACCGAAGCACUUGCUUUGUGGAAAGCAGCCAAAAGACCUGCCAUUGUUAUCAGCACGGGAUGUCGCGGGGCUGAAGCCAGUAAAUCGCUCCUGGAACUGGCCGAGGCCACACAAACGCCAAUUUUUCAGAGCAUGAAAGGAUUUGGUCCAUUGCUGUUGGAUCAUCCACUCCACGCUGGACUUGCAGGAAAUCUAGCCAAGCUACCAUAUGUGGGCAAACCGCGACCAGAUCUAAUCUUCAUGCUUGGCGCGCGGACUGGGAUGUUCAUGGGAGGUCGCUCUGGGAUCAUCAUCCCAGAACGUGAGUGUAAACUCAUCCAAAUCGACAUCGAUGGCUCAGAGAUUGGCAGGUCAUGUCAUGUAGACGUUGGUAUCGUAUCCGACAUGACUGAAGCCUUGCAAUCGUUCAACGCUGCUGUGAAGUCUGAUCCUUUUCAAACACCAGAGGAAUGGGUUGAACUGGCAACCAGCCUGAAGCACACUCCUUCUGCAUCAGAUAAAGACCAGAAGCUCAUCAACAGCAAGAUGCAUCCAUAUCAUGCUCUCAAAGCCGUCCUUUCUGCCCUAGAACCUGGCUGCAUCCUCUCCAUCGACGGCGGAGAAGCGGGAAGCUGGACCACAGAUCUCCUCGAAGUUGCUCAACCAUCCUCGUCAUUCUUCUCAGCUGGUUAUCUUGGCAUGCUAGGAAAUGGAUUCGGUUACUCCCUUGGAGCGGCUGUAGCAGAUCCUACGAGACAGAUCAUCAAUAUUCAAGGUGAUGGAAGCGCUGGCUUCCACUUCUCAGAGUUGGAUACUUAUGCGCGACAUAAGCUCAACAUCUUGACCGUGGUAGUCAACAAUUACGUGUGGGGAAUGUCGAUUCAUGGUCAAGAAUUGGUGUAUGGGGACAAGAACCCAGCUCGCCCUGUCAGCACUUUGAGUGCCACGACGAGGUACGACGUUAUUGCAGGAGGUUUUGGGAAUGAGAGUGCAAUGAUUGACAAGUUGGAGGAUAUCGAGGCCACAGUGAAGAGGUUCAGUGAAGUCAAAGGUCCUGCCUGCAUCAACCUCAUCGUUUCUGACAAGCCAACACAUUCAGGGACUGUGGCAAUGGUGAGCCCGACGGAUGAUCCAAACAUGAUUGUGGUGCCGUAUUAUGAUAAUAUUCCCAGGCCAUAUUACAAGUAGAAGCUGGCUUGUCGAAGUCUCUUCCACUGUUGAUAUGUCCACAUGCAGCCGUGAUUUUUCAUAACGGCGGAUGGAUUUCAAGCUGAUGACGGUGUGGAGGAACGAGAACGUAUACGGAGCGCGAGAAAUCCUGAAUGAGUUGCCGGAGAGCUGUGAUGAAUGAAGAAGUGAAGUUUGUGGAUUGAAGGGCGACAUGAACUUCAAAGA
Molecule: messenger RNA, 1989 nt
Organism: Mollisia scopiformis
Lineage: Eukaryota; Fungi; Ascomycota; Leotiomycetes; Helotiales; Mollisiaceae
Product: acetolactate synthase I/II/III large subunit
Exons: 3
Coding region: 1-1782 (593 amino acids)
Biological process (GO): L-valine biosynthetic process
Cellular component (GO): acetolactate synthase complex; mitochondrion
Molecular function (GO): magnesium ion binding; flavin adenine dinucleotide binding; thiamine pyrophosphate binding
Source: RefSeq, a predicted model, not a curated record